CGCGCACUCAAACACCACCCAGUGCUGGCAAGUUGGUUGCUAUCUUAGCUCAUGAUGACAAAUCUUACACCAUUUCCGACAACGCAAAGUCCCGACGAAGAGAAGCUCGACGCUUUCGCCUUUCCACCAUCUUCCGAUCCAUCUUCCACGCAGCAAGACGGCUCAAAGAAAAACCGAAGGCAAACAGCUUUUUACCCAAACAUGAACUCGUCCAAUAAGCUACAGAAACCAUUCAGUCGAAGUGCUGCAAAACGCGAAAGCGUCAUGGCACUCGGUAGUAUCGAGCACCUCCAGCAUUACUUUACGAAAACUGGACUUGCUGCUAAGAAGGAGGCACUCAAAGAGAAUAAGGGCCUCGUGCCUGCCAUAGGAAGCGUAACAAAUCGGCCAUUGAGACCAUCGCUUAGCAGUAUACAAGAAUUCCAUCUGCCACCGUCUCCUGCUGUCCCUGUAUUCAAGCGUACACCAUAUCCAGCUGUCGACAAGACAUACGAGGUAGACCCUGAAAACCUGAAACCAGGCGUAAUAAGAGACCUCGAAUCCGUGUCUGAAUCCUGGGGUCUUGCCAGCCAUAGCAGUGAAAGUAAAUUAGACGAAAAAUUCGACGUACUCUCCGCUUUACGUGUCACGACCCAACUCAUUCGCUCCGUACGCAACUACUGUGUAUCUCUUCCGGAUGACUCAAUUGCGCUCCAGCCACACAAGCAGCACUUCCGGCCAAAUUCCUUGCAACCCACACCUAUGAAACGCGUCACGUCAAACCCAAAUGGCGCUGCAGAUCCCAUGGCGCGUAUCCGUCGAUCUGCACUUGACGUGCUUGCUGUACUCCGAGUCUUGGAGGAAACAACGCGAUUACCACUCUCAGACGAAGCGUAUGACGCGCAGAGUGAUCAUGUUUCUUCUCAAGAUUCACGUUCACCGGAACCAAUCCAAGCUGUACUUGAAGAGGACGAACAGCAAUAUCACCGACGUCAUUCACCCCCUCAGCAACAGGGACAAGGACAAGGACAAGGACACGACGUGUCCUUCGCGAUCUCUGUUGUUUCCGUUCCGGGACGUUCAGAAGCCGUACCUGUUUGGGACGACGAUGACUCCGACGACCUCGAUACGCCUUCCGAAGCGGGAGAGAAACGUGAAGUAUGGGAUGAACGACUUGUCCUCGGUGGUGGAUGGCUUUAUCGACAAGACGUUCGUCUAACAAACCUUACCCACGAACGCGAGGUUAUUGGAAAAUACCUCGACUCGGUGGAUGAAGCACUGUUUGACGGUCCAAGCAAUAAUGGAACAAGAGGUUGGGAGAAAGCGGCGCGGCUGGAGCUGGAGAAAGAAGGUCGAGCAAAAGGACGACGAUCCAGUCUCGGAAGGCACAGAGAUGAUGUUUCUCCUAUACGAGGGAAUCGAGCUGUUUCGCCUGGUAUGAUGGAAGCCAUUAGUAACUUGACGAUCACCGAGGAAGGAGAAUCCGAAGCUAUUACACAGGAACCGGAAGAGGACGAAGAGGACGGAGAUAGCGUCGACGAAGAUGAUUUACCUGAAUGGGCAAAACGGAAUACGUUCGUGGACAAUCCUCUCGCUCGAGCACACGCGCUUCUCAUCUCCCUUCUUCCAACCUCCCUCCUUCCACUCCUCCCCAUCCCAUACAGGGAUCGCCUUGAACUUCUCACGGCACUCUCCUCAGGCCAACUCCUUUGCGUGGCAUACAACUCGGGUAUACGAAGGAGCCGUAAAAUGUGGGGUUAUAUUAACAAAGACGCGAUUCAUGAUAUUGCUUCCCUUGAGUCUAAACUCAGUCCUAACAAUGAUGGUGGAGGGGGAGGGAAAGAAGGCGAGGAGAAAAGGAAGACGGGGUGGACGUUCAGGAGGAUUGAUAAUCUACGACUUUGGGCUGCAGCUCUAAAACUUCGAUAUCUUAUCCCACUCACAACGCCCGCAGCAGCCUUACCAAUCCCAUCCCACCAGUCACUCACGGCAGCACUCUCUCCUUCCUCACCAACUCGACCUUCCCUCUCUACAUCACCUUCCCACCCUACCUCACUGUCCACACCCGCACGACCAACAAGUCCAAGCUUAUCCAGCACAGGUACAGGCACACCUUCGCUCUCACCCCAAACCACACAUUUCCCUCCGAAAGCAAACACAAAUGAGGCGAAGAGGCGACGGAGUGACAUCCCCUUAAUUGGGUUCGACGCCAAAUUGGUUGCGAGGCGCGAAGAGGGCUGGGAUACAAUGCUUGAGACUGUUUUGAUGCAGUGGGUAAACGCGGUUGUGGAGGAACGACGCGCUGCGAGGUGAUACUGCUUUGCCUAGUGCUCCGAUCCUCUCAUUGCUCCAGUUACUCCGACAUUCCGAUAUGCUGGUAUCCUGUUAUAAUUCGCCCUGAUUCGCAUGCUAUCCUUCUCUCUUCUCUCUUCUCCCUUUUCUCUGCCGUGGACCGUUUACGACACCACCCAACAAUAC
Molecule: messenger RNA, 2457 nt
Organism: Fomitiporia mediterranea MF3/22
Lineage: Eukaryota; Fungi; Basidiomycota; Agaricomycetes; Hymenochaetales; Hymenochaetaceae
Exons: 4
Coding region: 55-2292 (745 amino acids)
Source: RefSeq, a predicted model, not a curated record